Prunus armeniaca (apricot) is the source of this 798-nucleotide messenger RNA. NCBI's taxonomy places the organism in Eukaryota, Viridiplantae, Streptophyta, Magnoliopsida, Rosales, Rosaceae. The record is from the annotation of a GenBank genome assembly.
AUGCCUAAGUUAGGUAAGGUAUUUCAAGGAAAACCGGGUGGCCGGAGCCGUGUGUGGUGGCCGGAGCCUUGUGUAAGGGAGAGAAAGAAAGUGGUGGCUAGGCUUCUGCAUGGCGCGCGGUGGCAUGUAGGAGAUGUGAAUUAUCUGUUGGGCUGUCCAGCUGUAACUGGGCUUCCUUCUUGGAUUUGGACUCCUUUUGCAGAUUGGGUUCCCAAUUGGAGUGAGCCUUUGACUGUUCUUGGAGUUGGGUUCCUAGUAGGAAUAGGCUUGCGAUUCCUUCUUGACCUAGGAUGCCCAACGUGUGUAAAUGCAUGGCUUCUCUUCACUCUUCUUCACAUCGCAAACUUAACUUCUCUACUUUCUAGCUUGAGAGAGAUCUUGGAGAAUUUGUACUGCUUGUCGAAGAGAGGAGUCGCCGUGCAUCCCAAAGCGGCAACUGUGGUGGGGCAUGUUUGCGCAGAUGGACCAGCUGCUGCCUAUCAUCGCAGGCCUGGGCUGGAGCAUGUUGGGCCUCGUGCGUUGCAGGCCUCGUCAGCUAAGUGGACUUGGAUGAUCUGCUGGCUGGGCAAGAUGAGUAUUCUGCCGGACUCCCCUUCAAAAAAGAAGGUUGACGUCAAGUCUUCAAGAAAUGAAGCUGCGAAUUCGCUGGCAAAAGAUGUGUCCCCGUUGAGGAAGAAGCCAAGGAUCCCUUACGCUGAGAAGACUCAAGUGAGAGCUGUUUCAUCAUCAUCCGCCAGGGUUAAACAUCUUGCUUGUGUAGAUAGUAGGAGGGUUGGUGAGUGCCAGGGUCCCCCUUGA